ACAAAAUUAUUCAAUAAUAAGAAAUCAAUAAGAUUACAAUCAAUCACCUCAAAGUUACUAUACUAAACAGAAUGUCUGGAUUAAAACCUGUUGAAUUAACUGGAAGAUUUGGUUUCGGUACCAUGUCAAUGACUUGGAAACCGGUUCCACCUCCAACUGAACAAUCAUUAGAAUCACUCAGAUUUAUUACUUCUCAUGAAGAAUUUGGUACUCAUUUAUUAAACGGUGGUGAAUUUUAUGGUCCAAAUCAUGUAAACUUGAAAUUAUUAAAAGAGUUUGUUGAUUCCAAUCCUCAAGAAAUUAAUGAAAAAUUAAUUAUUUCAAUUAAAGGUGCAAUUAAUCCAGCAACUUUAUCUCCAGAUGGAUCAAAAGAAUCAAUUUCUAAGUCAAUUGAAAAUAUUAUCUCUUAUUUCCCAGCUGAAAAAUCAAAAAGACCAAAAUUAAUCUUUGAAAUUGCCAGAGUUGAUCCUAAAGUUCCUUAUGUAGAAACUAUUGGUUAUAUUGCAGAUUACGUUAAGGCUGGUAAGAUUGAUGGUAUCUCACUUUCAGAAGUUGGUAUUGAAAGUAUUAAGAAAGCUGCUCACUCAGGAUAUCCAAUCUCUUGUAUUGAAAUUGAAUUAUCUUUAUUAUCUUUGGAUAUCUUGACCAAUGGUAUUUUGGCUGAAGCUGCUGAACACCAAAUUCCAAUUAUUGCUUAUUCUCCAUUAUGUCGUGGUUUAUUAACUGACCAAGCUGCUGAAAGUCCUGAUUUCUUAAAGGAAAUUCCAGAAAAUGAUAUGAGACAUCGUUUUGAAAAAUUCUAUCCAGAAAACUUUGGUCAAAAUAUCAAAGUAGUCAAGUUAUUAUAUAAAUUUGCUCAUGAAGUUAAGAAGACUAGUUUAGAAUCUUUAGCCUUAUCAUGGAUCAUUAAGAUCUCUGGUGCUAAAGAAUACAGAGGUAUUAAGAAUCUUCCAAAGAUUUUACCAAUUCCUUCUGGAUCUACUACUGCUAAGAUUGAAAGUAACUUUGGUAGCAUUGUUGAAUUAUCUGAUGAAGAUUUAGCUGCUAUUGAUAAGAUUCUUGAUGAAAAUCCAAUUGUUGGUGGUAGAUAUAAUAAACAUGCUGAAGCCCACUUAAACGGUUAAGUCACAUCUCAAUUAGAUUUUCAAUUCUUUUAUAUAUAUAUACAAUGUGAAUAGUCAA
Scheffersomyces amazonensis is the source of this 1182-nucleotide messenger RNA. Its product is annotated as aldo/keto reductase family protein. Gene Ontology annotation, cellular component: cytoplasm. The coding region runs from base 72 to 1124 and encodes 350 amino acids. The record is from RefSeq and is a predicted model, not a curated record. Lineage: Eukaryota; Fungi; Ascomycota; Pichiomycetes; Serinales; Debaryomycetaceae. The transcript has a single exon.